AUGAACCCUGACGACGAAAAUGACCGGUCCUCCUCGACCCCCACAGCAGCAUCUAAGUCUGUGUCUGGCCAAGAGAAGGAGAAGCCACGUUUGACCGAUCAAGAGAAGAAGAACAACCACAUCGCGUCGGAGCAGAAGCGCCGCGCUGCCAUUCGAGAAGGCUUCGAUCGUCUUACAGAAUUGGUCCCUGGCUUGGAGGGACAGGGUCGCAGCGAGAGCGUUGUCUUACAAAAGACUGUCGAUUUCAUGCAUCUCAAGUUGCAAGAGCGACAUAACCUGAUUGCUGAGGUUGAGAGAAAAGGCGGACACGUGGACGACUCCCUGCGACCUUCAUAA
Messenger RNA from Penicillium odoratum, 336 nucleotides. RefSeq lists its product as uncharacterized. The record is from RefSeq and is a predicted model, not a curated record. The coding region runs from base 1 to 336 and encodes 111 amino acids. Gene Ontology annotation, molecular function: protein dimerization activity; DNA-binding transcription factor activity, RNA polymerase II-specific; RNA polymerase II cis-regulatory region sequence-specific DNA binding. Gene Ontology annotation, biological process: regulation of transcription by RNA polymerase II. Lineage: Eukaryota; Fungi; Ascomycota; Eurotiomycetes; Eurotiales; Aspergillaceae. The transcript has a single exon.